CAGCUGGUGGUCUGGUGUCACCGUCAACUUGUGUAACACUGUUGUGUUAUCUAUUUGCUUGGGUUGAAAUACAUAAGUUUUUUUAUCACAGAUAAUACAUGUUUCCAAUUUGGUAUUUCAAAAUUUGUAUAAUAAAUAUUGGUUAAUUAAUAUGGUGGUUCCUGAUGAUUAUGAGGCUAUUAUUCAAUGGCAUCCAGAAAUGAUAUUAGUUUCCAAAACUCCAGUUACAUGGCAAGGAUUUAUAACAGCUUCUUGUAAUUUUAAUGCAGGAAUAAAUAUUCGAAUCAAAUUAAAGUUGACUGUACCAAAUUAUCCCUCAUUGAUUGAUGCGGAAAUUAAUUUUGGUAAAGAAAUAACAUUCAUACGCAACGAAGAAUUUAAUCGGAGGGUUAAAAAUUUAACAAAUCAUGCAACUAAAGUAUCAAUAUUCUUGAGACAAUUACAGUCAUUAAUAGGUAAAUUUAUCAAUACAGCUCGCAUCAUUGAAAAUAACGAAUAUGAAACAACAAAUAAUAAAGUAAAAGAAAUGUUACAAGAAUUACAGAAUGUACUUGAAACUCCAUCUGAAGUUCAAUUAUCAUCUGACAAUACACUAAAUACUAUUAAACUAUCUUUGGGAAAGGUAGCUAUAAAAUUACAAAAGGUAAAGUAUGGAAUGCAUCCAUGGUCUGUUGUUUAUUCAGAUUUACCUGAAAUACCUGCACUUGGACCAUUUGAAAAGAAUGUAUCAACAUUAAUUGUAGCAAGAAAUAAAUUUAGAUUACAAGUAGAAAUACUUGAGAAAGCAUGGUCUAAUUUGAAGCAAAUUGAUGAGAAUUGUUGGGUAAUGGAUCCAUUACAACCAAAGCCAUGCCAUCUUUAUAGACGAAUUUAUCUAACACCGUCUUUAUCCAUGUUCAUUAAAAUAGAUCCUUUGAAUCCUAUGGAUUUACCAGAAAUUAAAUUUAUGGGUAGUGAAACAGAAGUUGAAUCUAAAAGGGAACUUAUUUCUAAGAAUUUACAGAAUUGGAAUUUACAAUAUAACUUUAUAGAUAAUUUAAUGAUGAUAUUGAAUUUAAAUACAUUUCCCAAAAAAGAAAAAAAAGAGACAGUACAAGAUGAGAAUACUAUUGUUACUGAUGAAGAAUGUUGUAUUUGUUUCUCUCUAGAAAUAGACUGUAAUAACUUACCUGAUAAAAUUUGUAGUAAUGAGAAAUGUAGAAGGCGUUUUCAUACAUCUUGUCUAUUACAGUGGUUACAAGCAGUUGCUGGUAAUCAUAUUGCAUUUGAUCAUAUUCAUGGCACGUGCCCUAAUUGCCAAGAAAACAUAUCAUGUUGCAUUAAAUAACAAAAUUUAAACCUUAAAAAAUAUUUGAAUCAAAUCUUGUUAAUUUGUCAUUCAAAUACGUAUAUAUGUGUAAAAUUCAAGAAUGUUGCCCAUUGUUUAACAGAAUCAUUGAAUUCAUGAGUACCACAUAUUAAAAUUAAUGUUUCAUUAAUCAUACAAUCAUCAAGUAUCUCAGAAACUGAUUCUUUAUUUAAUCUACCGGGUUUUACAUUUAUACCAUGGAGAUUGGAAAUAUUAUCUAAAACACAAAAAAAGAUAUGAAAGAUUUUUAAUACAUG
This is a messenger RNA of Osmia lignaria (orchard mason bee), 1605 nucleotides long. RefSeq names its product E3 ubiquitin-protein ligase Fancl (gene Fancl). Gene Ontology annotation, cellular component: Fanconi anaemia nuclear complex; nucleus. Lineage: Eukaryota; Metazoa; Arthropoda; Insecta; Hymenoptera; Megachilidae. Gene Ontology annotation, biological process: protein monoubiquitination; interstrand cross-link repair. The record is from RefSeq and is a predicted model, not a curated record. Gene Ontology annotation, molecular function: ubiquitin protein ligase activity.